Acytostelium subglobosum LB1 is the source of this 1584-nucleotide messenger RNA. RefSeq lists its product as hypothetical. NCBI's taxonomy places the organism in Eukaryota, Evosea, Eumycetozoa, Acytosteliales, Acytosteliaceae. Gene Ontology annotation, molecular function: NADP binding; flavin adenine dinucleotide binding; N,N-dimethylaniline monooxygenase activity. Bases 1 to 1584 code for a protein of 527 amino acids. The record is from RefSeq and is a predicted model, not a curated record. The transcript has 5 exons.
AUGAAUAAUAAUAGUUGUACAUAUGAUGAUGGAUCAACUCCAAACAUCACCAUUGUAGGCGCUGGAUUCUCUGGUAUAUGUGCUGCCAUCAAGCUAAAGAAAGAGUUGAGCAUUGACACAUUCACAAUAUAUGACUUGGAGAAUGAUCUUGGAGGCACAUGGAUGGUCAACUCCUAUCCUGGAUGUGCAUGUGAUGUACCCUCACACCUCUAUUCCUUCUCUUUCGAGCUGAACCCAGAUUGGAGUGAGAAGUUCUCACCUGCACAAGAGAUACAACAAUAUAUAGUUGGAAUGGCUAAGAAGUAUGAUCUGUACAAGCAUAUCCAGUUCCAAACAGCUGUACAUGAUUGCCAAUGGGAUGAUGCACUGUGCAAGUGGAUAGUCCAACUCAAACGUUCGAAUGGACAAGAGGAAACAAUCUACACUGAUAUAUUAUUGACAGGAGCUGGAGCACUGCGCAUUCCAAACAUACCAGAGGUAUUCAAACAGUUUCAAGGACCAAUGUGUCACUCUGCUCAAUGGGACAACUCAUUGCCGAUUGAUGGAAAGAACGUGGCAAUCAUUGGCAAUGGUGCGAGCGCUGUCCAGAUCAUCCCAGAGAUUGCACCGCGUGUCAAGAGCCUAUCAGUGUUCCAGAGACACCCAUCAUGGAUCAUACCUCGAGCCAACAAGGUCUAUUCGGGCUUCUCCAAAUGGAUUAUGCGGAACGUACCAUUGGUCCAGCGCGUCUAUCGUUGGUUGCAGUUCAUAUCAGCAGACAUUGUAUACGGCUCAUUCGUCGAGGGCAGCACACUGCACAAGGUGUCCAAGUACUUGGCGAUGAAGCAUCUCACGGCCCAAGUAAAAGAUGAGGCUCUGCGGGCCACUCUGACUCCAUCAUACAGUAUUGGCUGCAAGCGUAUCAUUGUGUCCGAUGACUUCUAUCCUGCUCUGGGGCGCAGCAACGUCACGCUCGAGACAGACUCGAUCGAUCGCAUUGAAGGCACCACUAUCAUCACGCGUGAAGGCACCCGACACACGGUCGACUCGCUCAUCCUCGCCACAGGCUUCAGAGUGCAGGACUACUGCACACCGAUGAACCUGCAUGGCAAGGGCGGCGUCAGCAUGCGUGGCCUGGUCCACUCCAAGAUCGAGACGUACUUGGGCAUCUGCGUCAAAGGCUUCCCCAACUCGUUUGUCUUUCUUGGUCCCAACACUGCGCUUGGUCACAACUCUGUUCUGUUCAUGAUUGAGUGCCAAGUGAACUUUACAAUGCAGUGCAUUCGCGAGAUGAUCAAACGCAACAUGUCAUCGAUUGAUGUUCAAGCCACUGCACAACAGCGUGUACAAAAGGAGUUGGAGCGUAACCUUGAAGGCAAGGUGUGGACCACUGCAUGUGGCAGUUGGUACAAUGACAAGAAUGGACAUAACUUCACCAUCUGGCCAGGUUCCUGUACAAACUAUUGGUGGAGGACCAGAACAGUAGACUUCCGUGAUUUCAACUUCACCAAGGCAUCGUCAUCAUCAUCAACAUCUGUUGCUUCGUCUUCUGUUGUUCCAGAUGAAUCAAUCAACAACAACAGACACAAAUCUAAACAGGCUUAA